ACUAUAAUAUAGGUGAAAUGUGAAAAACAUGCCAUCCCCACUCAAUAUGAGCGCCACACCUGUUGAGGAGCCUCCUGCCCAGGAGCCCUUUUCCCAGGAGACAUCUGCCCAGGAAGGAUCCUACGGCAGUGGGCAGACGUUACCCUUUAGACCCCUGCAGCCAAUCUCUGACCCCUCAGCUUCUAAAAGAGUAUGCUUCUACAAAAGCGGUGACUAUAAGUUCAAUGGGCAUCGCAUGGUCAUCAAUGCCCGCACCUUCAAGUCAUUUGAUGCCCUCCUGGACGCUCUGUCAAAAAAAGUGCCUCUGCCAUUUGGAGUGAGGAACAUCACCACGCCUCGUGGGACCACUGUGGUUAAGACUUUAGAUGACUUACAUGACGGGGGAUCGUAUGUGUGUUCUGACCAGAGACGGGUGAAGCCGAUAAACCUGGAAGAAGUGAACCGGCGGCAGGUACCAUGGAAUACCACCAGACCCCCCAGCGCAGGGCGAAAAAGACGACAAGGAUCCAGGCUUGGUCCGUUAAAAAGAAGAAAUGAUGUUGUCACCAACAUUGUCCCAAAGAGGGUGACAGUUCGGACACCAAAGAGGCUUGUGGUCAUCAAAAAUAAGGACCCCAAUGUUAAACGCACAAUCGUGUUGCAGAGAAAAACAGCACCAACAUUCGAUGCUUUACUCGACUACCUCUCCCAGAGCCUGCUGUUCCCAGUGCUGAAACUCUUCUCUACGGAUGGCAGAAGAAUUGAUGGUCUUGCAGGACUUAUCCUGUGCUCUGGAGUUGUUGUAGCAGCAGGCAGUGAGCCAUUCAGAUUGAGAGACUACAGUUCUCAAGGAGCUGGCCAGAUGGCUCAAAUAAUGUACAUUGAUCCUGUGGAGCCGUUGCAGCCCGGAACUGAGAGACAUAUUGUCAACCAGAUAAACAAGUCCAUAAAUGGAAGCACAAGCGGUCCCUUGAAUCAGCACAACCGAUCAUUUGAAACCGAGGUCGAACAUCAUCCCACAUCCAAGGACAAAUGUGGAGCUGGGAUGGCUGAUAAUGACUCUCAUACUCGCAUUGUACCUCAUGAUGAUGACAUUGAAAAGUCUUUCCGUGUCAAUCAAGACGGCAGCAUGACCGUGGAGAUGAAAGUUCGACUGACUAUUAAAGAAGAGGAGAUGCUCCACUGGACUACAACGCUCAGCCGCUCAAGCCUUAGGAAUGGGACAAUUAGUGCCUCGGUAUCUGAGCCGGGCAACAGCUCACCUGACUCAAACAACAUCGUUGCCAAAGGGUCCUCUAGCGUCAGUGAAGGUGAAUCAAAAGAGAAGAACCAUACUUCUAAGAUUGGAAAGGGAGUUGGCUUUAAUGAUGAGCAAGCAUGUGAAGGCUACAAUUCCACGGCUUUUAGAAAAACUGGUUUCAAACGAACUCUUACACCAGGUCCUCUGCGCGUUACGAAGAGAGCGUCUCUUGAGAGUGUAAAGACGGUGACAGAAUCGGGAGUUCGGGAAAACACCAUGGGACAUUAUUCCUACAUAGAGAGGACAGCUGAUGGUGAGACGAGUGAGGAAUACUGCGUUUUAAAACACAGCAGCAGCAGCAGCAACAGGCUAAUUCCAAGAACUAGGCAAACAAAGUCUUCAGAAGCAAGCAGCAAAGGCUCGCCCUCCUCCAUCAGUUCGUCAGGAGUAGCCGAGGUGCUUCAGAUACAGAGUAACGGGAUGGAGGUUACAGAGACUGUGAUGCAUAUUUAUGAGAGUCAACCCUGCUACGACAACUAUUUUGCAAAUGACGAAUAUAGCACAGACGUACCUACUGUCAGUCCUUCACCCACUGAAAUCCACCAAUAUGUGGAGAACUGGUUAGAGAAAGUCAACCCAGACCCUGUGCCAUACACUGAGGAGGAACUCACAGAGCCUCGGGUAAAGGUUGUGUUUCAGAUCGGCGAUGAUUCUGAUUCCGAUGAAAAGAAUGAAUGCCAGGCAAAUCCAGAUGGGGGAAAAGAUGAGGAAGAGGAAGAUGAGGGGGGAAAAGAUGAGGAAGAGGACCACAUCGAAGUGGUUAGUGAGGAAAACAAUGAGGAGGAGGAAGAUGAGGAAGAGGACCACAUCGAAGUGGUUAGUGAGGAAAACAAUGAGGAGGAGGAAGAUGAGGGGGGGAAAGAUAGAUCUCAAGAGACUGUGGAGGAUGGGGAGGAAGAAGCAUGUGAGGAGAGUGAGGAGAGCAGGAACGAGUUAAAAGAAACUAGUCUUGAGGAAGAAUCAGAGGAAGAGAAAGACGUCGUGGAGGAGAUUGAAGAACAUAUAAGAACAGAGCAAAUGCUAGAUGAAGAGGAGAGGGAAGAUGAUGAAGAAAAAGAUAGGAAUGCGGUACAUGAGGGGGUUGAGUUAAUGGAGGAAAAUGCUACUGAUGAAGCAGACAGUAUUGCUGCGGACAGAGAUUGUAAAAACGUACUAGAGGAGGCCUCGUAUUUGCUGUCGCAGAGUAGCUGUGAUGAAGCAAAUGUAGAUUCAAAGGUAACAGAACCUAACACUGGAUCAUCAACCAAACAUUCCUCUGAGGGCCAGUGUGAGGAUAAUAAAGGUAAUGGGACAGACACUGUUCAUGAACUUGAAACCGACGAGGGAGGGGAGCCUCAGGAACACCCAGUGGAGAUAUCACAGGAAUUGCUUGACUUUGUUAACAACGCCCUGCAGUGCUCUUCACUUAAAUUCACGUACGACACUCUGGGGAAAAUCCGGAUAGAGCCAGAUAAUGCUAGAGUAACACAAAAUAAAACUGUUGUUCCAAUAUAUAACAAGGAUCCUUCAUAUGGCUUAAAGCGUCUGCCAUCCCCGACCACCUCCGAUUUGUCCGAUUACAGGCCAGAAUCGUCGGAGAGUGGUGGAUAUAAAACUCAGGAUUCGGUAGAUAUUGUCACAGAGAGCGGAGAAGAGGUUUCUCCAGGAUGCACCCCUGACGGGAGAACACAUGUCAAGGGAGCCAACUCCAACCUUUCUGAUGACAGUAAUAUAGAAGUUUCGCCGAAUUCUCAAAUAAAAAGUGUGGGAAGUUCAUCCUCUGAUUUCUCAGGCAGUAAAAACUCAAAGGAGGAUCUGUCGUAUUUCAGUGCUGGAAGCUCACAGAAGGUGGACGCUGAUAAUGCCGCAGAGAGCAUGUCUUCCACGCCGCAGAAGGACUCACCUGAAGGGGUUUUGAUCGACCAAGGUAGAUGGCUGCUCAAAGAGAAUCACCUCAUCCGAAAAUCUCCUCCAGUCUUGCUGGGAAUGUACGAUCAGUUAGAUAGCACAUCUAUCGACACAGGUGACGAAAAAAAUUGCGAGGAUGUCCCGCCCCAGCAAGACCUUCUUGCAGGCAUUUCCUCAUCAGAGCUCGAGGAGAUGGCGAAGCCUCUAACUCCAAAGUGCACCUACUACAACAUGCCACAUGGAAGCGAUUCUGACCCCUUUUUGCAGAAUUUCAGUGAACAAAGUAGGGGGAAAGAUACAAGCAGUGACAAAGGGAGAGGCUUCAGGGUAUCACCUACAAUUGACACUUCCAGAACCUGGACCAGAAAAAAUGGUAGUCUUUCUUCAUUUGCAUCAGUUGAGUUUAAAUAUCCAGACAGAAAAGUCCAUCCUGAGGGGGAGUCUUCGGCUGGGACAAUGGCAAUACCGACCUCUAGUGGAGGAGGGAAUGUAUUUCAGGCACAGGAAUCCCUUGACAGACUACGAAUGAGAUGUGGCGAAUACUGUCCCAUACUAUAGAACGAAAAAGAAGACAAGAAACUGUGUCAAUGGACCUACAUACUGUAUGUGUGGUGGUUGAAGAGAGUUGUGCCUCUUAUUAGUUAAUGUCAAAAUAACAGUAGCAGCAACUACAAACGUUUUGGGUUAUUGAUUCAGUGCUCCUGACUGUACAUAACUGUAUAAAGUGUUGUUGCAAGUAUUAA
Notothenia coriiceps (black rockcod) is the source of this 3909-nucleotide messenger RNA. RefSeq names its product oxygen-regulated protein 1 (gene rp1). Lineage: Eukaryota; Metazoa; Chordata; Actinopteri; Perciformes; Nototheniidae. The record is from RefSeq and is a predicted model, not a curated record. Gene Ontology annotation, biological process: photoreceptor cell development; intracellular signal transduction; axoneme assembly. The coding region runs from base 47 to 3724 and encodes 1225 amino acids. Gene Ontology annotation, cellular component: axoneme. The transcript is spliced from 6 exons.